GGUGGGUUCUCGUGGUCUCAGAGAGAUCUUCAUGGCCUCGAGAAGCAUCCCAUGGCCUGGGGGGUGGUACCCUGGGUCUCGGAGGUGUCCUCACAGCCUUGAGGACUUCCAUAGCCUCUGAGGUGGCCCGAUGGCUUUGGCGAACGUCCCAUGGUGUGGGGGAGGUCCUUAUGGCCUUGGAGGGGUCCUCGUAGCCUUGGAGGAGUCCCUGUGGCCUCAAGGAGCGUCCCAUGGUCUGGAAGGUUGGGUCUCCAUGGCCUCAGAGGUGUCCCUAUGGUCUCAAGAAGUGUCCUGUGGUCAGGGGUGGGGUCCCCACGGCCUCAGGGAGGUUCCCAUGGCCUCGGAGGUGUCACCGUGGCCUCAGGGAGCAUCCCGUGGCCUCAGGGACUGUCCCUUGUCCUCGGGGUGCCCCCCGGGCGCCCCAUGACGCAGCGGCGGUGGCCCCACAGAAGCUGCAGCAGGAGCUGGAGUUCCUGGAGGUGCAGGAGGAGUACAUCAAGGAUGAGCAGAAGAACCUCAAGAAGGAGUUCCUGCACGCGCAGGAGGAGGUGAAGCGCAUCCAGAGCAUCCCGCUGGUCAUUGGGCAGUUCCUGGAGGCCGUCGACCAGAACACGGCCAUCGUGGGCUCCACCACAGGUUCCAACUACUACGUGCGGAUCCUGAGCACCAUCGACCGGGAGCUGCUGAAGCCCAAUGCCUCGGUGGCCUUGCACAAGCACAGCAACGCCCUGGUCGACGUCCUCCCGCCCGAGGCCGACAGCAGCAUCAUGAUGCUCACGUCAGACCAGAAGCCCGACGUGAUGUAUGCCGACAUCGGGGGCAUGGACAUCCAGAAGCAGGAAGUGCGGGAGGCCGUGGAGCUGCCCCUCACCCAUUUCGAGCUCUACAAGCAGAUCGGCAUCGACCCCCCGCGGGGCGUCCUCAUGUACGGCCCUCCCGGCUGCGGCAAGACCAUGCUGGCGAAGGCUGUGGCCCACCACACGACAGCGGCCUUCCUCCCCGACCGGGAGGUUCAGCGCAUCCUCCUGGAGCUCCUCAACCAGAUGGACGGCUUUGACCAGAACGUCAACGUCAAGGUGGUCGUGGUGACAAAGCAGGUGGACAUACCGGACCCGCGAGUGUCCCCAAACGCUAAGAGGUCCCAUGGGUGCUGUGGAGGUCCCAUGGGUGCCAUGCCCCAGGUGAUCAUGGUGGCGACCUGA
Molecule: messenger RNA, 1202 nt
Organism: Struthio camelus australis
Lineage: Eukaryota; Metazoa; Chordata; Aves; Struthioniformes; Struthionidae
Source: RefSeq, a predicted model, not a curated record